AACUGAAUGGAGAAUAUUGUCCGACUGGCAAUACUUGACAUCAAUUGUGCAGGAGCUAUUGACAAACUGAGGUCCAUCAAUACUCCUUGCCAUUAUCCUUAGUAUUGACGACACGUCAAUAAGCACCAUCAGGCCGUCAAUAAUCGGCAAUUUAGCAAUAUCAUUGAACAUAUGAGUGGCCCCCUUAGACCUAGACGAAGUUUAAUUCCACAACACAGCAAAGAAGCUAAUCUCAAAUCUGCUGUUCGUUGGCACAAAUCACGAACGUCGACAGUACAAAAGAAGAAUCAACAAUGACACUACAUUUAACAAUGUCUACGAUGAGACUUCCAUAAAACUAAACAAAAAAAUCAGCACAUCUCAGAUAUCGACACCUUGCAGGAUUUCUCUCCUGUCUGUGAUCUGGCUGAACUCGACACUUUUUCCCAGUGUUGACCAUAUUUUUAUCUGGCUAUAACACUGAGACGAAACCUAUUACAUUUAGGUAACAUGAAGCAACGGAAAGUACGUCUAAUGAAGUACAUAAUGACGCCAAUAACUUAGUUUCGUCAAAUUUGGUCUUAACCCGAUCUUUCCGUGUAAUCUUAAAAUGCAGUUCAUUGCAAAUUAGUCAAGCUGUUGUUACAAAUACAUUCUCAUAUACUCAUUUACGUAAAAUCUAUGGAGUUGCACUUAAUGUUUUCUCAAACCCACAAAAAUUGUGAAUGCUUGAUUGAUGUGAUAGUCUCUUUAACAGAAAUGCUUUGACUGCGCGGGAAGUCGUACAGUAUUGUGAAAAAGAGUUGUUUAUGUGUUGGCAGUAUAUAUGUAAAUAUUUUCGCGUACGAGUGUGAAAAGUAACAAUGCCGGAGGUACAAUUAGUGAAAGUGAUCAGCUGUAAUUUUCAGGAUCCAAAGCAUCAAGUAACAAAUUUGCUCCGUGGGAAUAUUGGGAAAUGGCUGUGUCCUCUUCCAAGAAAAAAUAUGUCAAUGGAAGCAGUGUUUAUGAUGGAAAGAGCUUGUGUUAUAAGUGGAAUAAACAUAGGAAAUUGUGGUUCAGCAUUUGUGACAGUUUCUGUAUCACAUUAUGGAUCAUCAGAAUUUGAAACACUUCUGCCAUCAUCAGUUUUAAUGGAUCGACAACAGACUAAAAGUGGGUCAGGAAAAACAUCUGUGCUGAUGUUUUCAAGAGAUAAGUUUUGUGAAAAUGUGAGAGAGAAGAAAUGGGGUAUCAUAAAAAUUACUUGUACACAACCAUUUGAUACUCAUGUUCCAUUUGGUUUGAGUUUUAUCCACAUAAUAACGUUUGAAAAAGAUACUGUCUUUGCUGAUACGAGUGGAAAAGAAAACAGGAUUAUGGCAAAAAGGAACAUAUACAAUAAAGCAAGCAUUUCCAGGCCACAGUCAGAUGUUAUUCAAAAAGUAGCUGCAGCUUCACCACGUUCACUGGAGCUCAUGAAAGCUUGUAUGAACCUUCAUAAUUCUGAGAACAGAGAGAAGAUAUCAGAAACAGUCGAUUGUGCUAAAGAAAUGCCAUUAAGAGAAAAUGUUUCCAGAACUGAAAAGCUAUCAAAUGGUCUGUCUGGUACAGAUUCAAGGCGUAGCAAAUGCCCAAUUUGUUGUGGUUCAUAUGAGGUAACAGAAAUUGAAGCCCAUGCAGCACAGUGCACUGGUGUGUCAAACAGCAAUUCAGCUAUUGAAGAGAAUGAUGAAGUGAUGUGUCCAGUAUGCAAGUGUAAAUUUAGUUCGGAAUAUAUUGCAUCACAUGCUGAUGCUUGUGCAGAGAAGCGACUUGACAGCACCACAAAAAGUGCAAUCUCAAGCCCUCAGGCAGGACGACACAAAUCACUGAAAUUUAUAAAUGCAUAUGAAGAGCAAAGCCAGAAAACACCUCCGAAUAAGGAAGAAAAAGACUGUGAUAUUAAAUUUAGACAUCGAGUUAUAGCUUUCCUUGACACUGAGAAUGUGUUGGCAAAGUACAUGAAACAUAUAACAAUUGGUGAAUUACGAAGAUUGUAUGAACAAACAACAAAAGAGUCCCUUCAGAGUCACGAAAUCAAAAAGUUUGCGGCAGUUGUAAGAAGUUAUCUUAGAGCAAACACGGAUUCAGAGGGAAAAAGCAGCAGCAGUAAGGUUUCAGAUAAUCAGGAUGUUAUAGGAAGGCAUCCUGUAUGUAGGAGAAAUCUUCUAAGUUUAGAAGAUUCCGCAAAUGCACAAAACAGGGAUGAUUGUGAAGAAGAUGAUUUCAUCAGCAGAAAUGUUAUAAUCCAUGCAUCACCCACAACACCGACCAAAAGAAUUGACUCUCUUCACACACCUAAAAGAAAGAGUUUGGAGAGUGGGCCUUUUAGGAGGAAACGAUUGGCUAAUGGUAUGCACAGUUCAGAUGCCACUAAUGAUGGUAGUAACUCUGAACCUAAUACAGUGCACACUAUAUUGGAGGACGUCGCUCACAUGGUCCAGUGCCAUCUGUGUGAAGAGUUCUUCAGUAUAGCAGACAUAGGAAAUCAUUCUUCAACCUGCAUUGUUCCUGCUGACAUUCAUCAGCUGAAUUCAGAAAGAGAGGUCUGUCCAAUAUGUGAUGAACUGAUUGCGAAGGAUUGUAUUGAGCAACACGCUGCUCUCUGCGCAGAAAAUAAAUUUGGGUAGUGCCUGAUUAUUAAUUGUAAUUGUUUCCCAAAUUACUAUCAUGUGAACGUCUUCCGGAGAAAUUACCUGAACCUUGGGGACUUGUGGUGCUGUACAUACAAUAUGUUUGAUGGAAUUGUAAUGAUUUUUUUGUGAUAGUCUCAAAUAUUUUAUGUACAUGUCUGUGUGUGAGUUACUGUGCUCGCUGUCAGCAUAUUCACUAAACUUUUAUGUAUUUGUAAUUAUUUAGCACAAAUAGUUGGGAAUAUAUGAUGUUGGAGUUCAGUCAUGUAAAAUUUUCUAAAUGAUAUUAUAGUCGUCUUUUGACAGUAAAAUUAUUUAUUUGUACAAACCACUUUUGCACUCAGUUCAUGGGGCCACCAUUAUCAAGUGAAAACACUUUCCAAA
Molecule: messenger RNA, 3014 nt
Organism: Schistocerca gregaria
Lineage: Eukaryota; Metazoa; Arthropoda; Insecta; Orthoptera; Acrididae
Exons: 11
Coding region: 843-2627 (594 amino acids)
Biological process (GO): base-excision repair; single strand break repair
Cellular component (GO): nucleus
Molecular function (GO): damaged DNA binding
Source: RefSeq, a predicted model, not a curated record